Molecule: messenger RNA, 1773 nt
Organism: Tachysurus vachellii
Lineage: Eukaryota; Metazoa; Chordata; Actinopteri; Siluriformes; Bagridae
Gene: dhrs7cb
Product: dehydrogenase/reductase (SDR family) member 7Cb
Exons: 7
Coding region: 138-1082 (314 amino acids)
Biological process (GO): regulation of release of sequestered calcium ion into cytosol by sarcoplasmic reticulum
Cellular component (GO): sarcoplasmic reticulum membrane
Molecular function (GO): all-trans-retinol dehydrogenase (NAD+) activity
Source: RefSeq, a predicted model, not a curated record
ACAGGCUCUUCGUGGUGUCAGACAGAGCAAGAGCCUGGGGACUGUGAAUGGACAAGGUGAAGAAAAGGUUUUAAAGCUGGUUACCUAACCAGAAACCUCUGACUUUUCCACAGGGGGCUUAUCUCCUCACAUGCACUAUGGCUAUCCCAUUUGUGAUGGUGUUGCCCCUGUUGGUGGUGGUGUUCUCUGGAAUCUACUACCUUUACAAUGAGGUCAUCCACUUCAUGUCCAAAUCCAUAGUGCGGAACAAAGUGAUGGUGAUUACAGAUGCUGUAUCUGCAAUGGGAAGUGAGUGUGCCAGGCUGCUGCAUGAAGGUGGUGCACAGUUGGUGUUGUGUGGACCCAACUGGGAUAAGCUGGAGUCUCUCCAGGACUCGCUGUGCAGUGGCUCGGACCCCAGUAAAACCUUUCCACCCAAGUUGGUGUUGCUGGAUUUCAGUGAUAUAGACAGCAUGGAGGAUGUGAUUACAGAGAUCAGCGAGUGCUACGGCUACGUGGAUGUGCUGAUCUGUAACGGCAGCAUGAAGGUCAAAGCCCCAGUGCAGAACGUUUCACUGGAGAUGGACAAAAUCAUCAUGGAUGUCAACUACUUUGGGCCCAUCACUUUGGUAAAGGGUAUUCUGCCGUUAAUGAUUGCCAGGAGAACGGGUCAUUUCGUAAUUGUCAACAAUAUCCAAGCGAGACUUGCUGUCCCAUUUCGCACCUCCUACGCCGCCUCCAAGCAUGCGGUGCAGGCCUUCUUUGACUGUCUGAGAGCAGAAGUGGAGGAGUACGGCAUUUCUGUCACUACAAUCAACCACACGUUCAUCAAUGCUACAACCCAGGAAGCCACCCCCUCCCAGUCUCAGCCCACCAAUGCCCUGUGGGCAUACAUUUUAAGCAAGCUAACCACUCAUGGUGUGAGCCCUAAAGCCCUGGGUCGUGAGAUUGUGCGAGUGGUGAACCGGAGGAGUAGAGAGGUGCUCCUGGCUCACCCCAUCCCCUGGGCUGCUCUCUACAUCCGCUUGAUCGUGCCCAGCUUCUUCUUUUCUGUGGUCGCAGCAGGGGUGAAGGACUCGGCUAUGAAUCAGCAGCUGAAAUAGAUCCAUACAUCACAUGCUAGUGAAUGACUGAUUGACUUCCUGUAACAAUGUGUCAUUAAAACAUGUUUUGAGCUAUAAUUCUCGCAUUGACGUAUGGCCUGAUGUAAUACAGGAACAAUGCUGAUCUGGAGGAGGAUGUUUAUUAAAGGCUUAGUACUUAGACAUAUGACCUAUUUGCUUUAUUUGGCUGGUAAAAUACCACAUGCACUGUAGUAUCUGCCCUAUAUAUUUUUGCAUGUAAUAGAUAUUCUCAUAGGCCUCAUAUUCGUUCACAUUUUAGGUACGAAGUAAGAUCUGAUGUUUUUAUGCUGGCCUUCUGUCUUCUAGCUUAUUCGGUUUGGAAAGUUUCACCAGUAACACAGACAGAGACACACACACACACACGCAAACACACACACACACACACACACACACACACACACACACACACACACACACACACACACACUUUAAUAUUUGCCUUCAGCUGCAUGCUGACGUAUGAACAGUCUCACUGGCAGAGACACAACACAUUUUACACGUUUGCAGAAUCCUACAGAUGGCGCUAUUGGAUUUUUAUGUUGUAAUACUGGGACAAAUAAAUUACUGCCACCUAGUGAACAGUUCUCGUUUAUAACCAAUUUGGAAACAAUGCACUCUAUGCUUUACUGCAUGAUAUUAUAUGAUGAUUGUGACAUGCUUACUUUCAUGC